Messenger RNA from Colossoma macropomum (tambaqui), 2440 nucleotides. It is a transcript of the gene ccni, whose product is annotated as cyclin I. The record is from RefSeq and is a predicted model, not a curated record. NCBI's taxonomy places the organism in Eukaryota, Metazoa, Chordata, Actinopteri, Characiformes, Serrasalmidae. Bases 292 to 1389 code for a protein of 365 amino acids. Gene Ontology annotation, molecular function: cyclin-dependent protein serine/threonine kinase regulator activity. The transcript is spliced from 7 exons. Gene Ontology annotation, biological process: mitotic cell cycle phase transition; regulation of cyclin-dependent protein serine/threonine kinase activity. Gene Ontology annotation, cellular component: cyclin-dependent protein kinase holoenzyme complex; cytoplasm; nucleus.
AAGUGGGCGGUCCGUUUCUCUUUCCUUUUUCAGUCCCCUCCUCGGAAGUAGACGCUUCAGUCUAUAUUCCGUUCGUUUUAUGUUUUAAUAUCGUUUUUUAAGAGCCCCUUCCCUGCGUUUUGGAGAUGGAGGUAAAGGUGGAAGUGUGAGGAGAUGUCCCGCUCCGAGCUGCUCUUUUAUUUGAUCUUAGUUUAACGGGCCGGAUGAUCUCCGAGUCGGACUGCGGUUCCCACAGGCUCGCAGGGGAGGUAGCUGUAUCCAGUGGGGAGGUAGGCUUUUCCAGGGUUCGUGAUGAAAUUCGCCGAACCCUUGGAAGGCCGGAAGCUGUCUUUUCUUCUGGAGAAUGCAGCUUCUAGGGAAGCCAAGCUGUGGAAGGUUUACGUGCCAAAGAAACCAUCCAACCAGGAUACAGAUAUCUCCCCUGCCCAGCGUGACGAGGCAGUGCGAUGGCUGGCUGAUGUGCACCACCAGCUGAAGCUUUAUCCAGAGACCCUCUGUCUGGCCGUCUCCAUCCUCGACCGCUUCCUCUCUGCCAUUAAGGCUCGCCCUAAGUACCUGCGCUGUAUCGCCAUCACCUGUUUCUUCCUGGCCGCUAAGACCAGCGAGGAGGACGAGCGAAUUCCUGCUCUGAGCGAGUUGAUCAGCAGCAGUAAUUGUGGCUGCACUCCCUCAGAAGUCUUGAGGAUGGAGAGGAUCAUUCUGGAUAAACUCAGCUGGGACCUGCACGCCGCCACGCCGCUCGACUUCCUGCACAUCUUCCAUGCGAUGGUGUUCAGCUGUAAGGCAGGGCAUCUGAGCGGCGCGCUGUCCGCACUGAACCGGUCCCAGCAUUUGGCCCUGCUCACCCAGGAGCUGCUGCACUGCCUUUCCCACAAUGCACUGCUGCCGGUGCGUGGCUCAAUGCUGGCCCUCGCCCUCGUCACGCUCCAGCUGGAGAAACUGUGUCCUGAUUGGCUCGCUCUCACCGCUGACCUGCUGCGCAAAGCUCAGAUCGUCAGCUCUGAGCUGAUUGGCUGCAGAGAGCUGGUUGCACGUUGCCUGUCCACCCACACGGCAUCCCUGCCUCCCAACACUGUAUACAUCUGCCACCCGCUGCGCCCCCCUCCCCUGGAGUCUCGGGACGGCCGAGUCUUGCCCCCUUGGCACCUCUCAGCCGUCCCGACGCCGCCCGCUUGCUCUCACAGGGACCGGAGCCCGCCCGGUGACUCCAGCCUGCCCAGGUCCUGCGCUUCGCUGCCGCUCCGGCGGAAGCCCUCGGCCAAGCGCAAAGUGGAGCAGAUGGACGUGGACGAAUACUUCGACGGCAUCAAGCGCCUCUACAACGAGGACGGCCCCCAGGAGAGUGGGUCUUCGCCCUGCCCGGCACUUCAGCCGGUCACCACGUCCUAACGACACAGCCGGGGUCAAAAGAGCAGCUGAAACAUCGCACCUGCAGGGGGUGACACCUCAACAAAGGCCAAACCGCAGUUGUGGCGCUUCCCUCCAGCUCCAGAGCAGAACAGAGCCCAGACUCACUUAUAGUCUAUAUAGUUCAUACGCUGCAGUUCAUUCAUGAGCCUUACUAUAAAAUUAUUUUUAAAAAUGACACAAAAAAAAUCAACAUAAAGGAAAAAUCUCCACAAAAAGUAGCAAUACUUCUCCCCCCCUCUCGUCCCACUUGUGGUGAAAAUCUACCUUUUAUAUAUAUGUGAGUGUUGCCGUUUGUCUCAUUUAUCUGUUUGUGAAUUUUUAAAAUAAUCUUUUGUGUUUUUCCCCUUUACGUCCUCUCAGUGUGCUGCGUCCUUUUUCUCUUCGUCUACAAUGAAGCGCAUGGCACUCCUGAAUGUACGACGUGUGUGGAUGAAUAUUGUUUAUAAUGCCAGGGUUAAAGGAAAUUAGAAUUAAUGGAGAUUAAUACUUAUUUUCGUGUACUAGAUUGUAAUAUAACUUUAUUUAUGAUUUAUUUGUCUUCCCCUCUUUUUCCAGCUCUCUCUUCCUCUCUCCACUGUCGGGUCUCUUUCACUUCAUGGCUCGACCAUUGUUUGAGACGUUUAACUCUGUGUGUGUGUGUGUGUGUGUGUGUGUGUGUGUGUGUGUGUUCGUGUGGCUGUUUGAAGGGUGAUAAUCUCCCUAUCACUUCUCCUAAGAGAGCAUUAACGUGGCAUUAGUGUGAAACGCCAUUCCAUCACGUGGCUGCAGGCGUGGGAGAGCGGUUCAGUGUUUGUUCUGAGACGAUGUAACUGUAGGAUCUUUUUAACACAAAAAAGAAAGAAAAAAAAUGCACAAAACUUGUUGAAAUGCAAGAAAAAAAUUCUUUAGAGCAUCACCAUUCCCUUUCGCUGCUGAUCCUCCCUGCUCUUUCAUCUGGCUCUGUUCUGCUCUGGAGGGCCGAGGGCUGACCAAACUGCUGAAACGUCAAGGCGAAGGUUCAAAUAAAAUAAAACCGUCUACUGCGCGACAA